CCUGUCCUUGGCGCUGCCGGCGUGAGCGGAGAGCGGCCCAGGAGCAGCAGCCGGCAGGGAGGGUUCGGGGAGCGGCGGCGUGCGGGUGGGCCCUGGACCAGCGCGUGGAGCCGAGCCCAUGUGCUGAGCCUCCCCCGGGGAGCUCGCCGGCUGCUGCCCGCUGCCUCUUCCUCCUCCUCCUCUUCUUCUUCCUUCGUCUUCUAUUCUUCCUCCUCCUCCUCUUGCUCCCUCCUACCCGUACUUGCGCGCUGCCGCGCGGGGACCGCGCGGGGCUUGGCGGCACCUCGGGGGGAAAGGAAGGGAAGGGGCAGCCCCUCUUUGCUCUCCCCGUUCCUCCACGGGGUCUCGGCUCCGAGCCGCAGGUCAUGGGCUGGGGCUGCUGCCUGUCACAUCGUCCUAUCCCGUCCCCUUGAGGCCGGGGACCCGCGCUGCUUGGGGUAGGCAUUGGGGUUCCGCGCUGGCCGUCCCUCUAUAACAGAGCAGCGGUCUGCGUUAAACCUGCGCUAAACGGGGAGCGCAUAACUUAACUAAUGUGCAUGUGUGUGCUGUAAUUGCACAGCUGAUAACACGCAUCAGCUAUAAGUAUCAACAAUCGGUGCAUCUGAACGUACUCUGUUUUCUGCUUCGACAUAGCAGUGUUAAAUGGCAGUGCCUUUCAUUUGUGGGCUUCCCUCUUAGUUCCUAUGCUGCUUUCAAAUGAAACAGAUUGCUUCAAUUGGACAGAUCCAACUGGGAAUUAAAUACUAAAAACUCUCAGAAUCCAUACAUAUUGGAACAAUUAUUUCAAGGAAAUGUUCCAAAUGUAUUUCUCAGUGUGAAUCUGCGUUUUCCAACAGAUAUUAUGGAAGAAGGAAGAAAUGUUGCAGUACUGAUGCCAAGUAUUGGAGAACAGGAAGCUGUACUGAUUUCUGAAACAGUCAUUGGCCCAACACUGCAAGCCAGUGAAGAUCAGAGGAAAUGUAAAACUGAUCCACUAAUCCAUGUUAUCCAGAAGCUAAGCAAAAUAGUUGAAAGUGAGAAGUCACAAAGAUGCCUUUUAAUAGGGAAAAAACGUUCCCAUCCUAAUGCUUCUGCACAGUCCUUUGAAACGGAUGAUCUUUGUGAAAUCCCAGCUAAAGCAAUUGAGUUCUCUGUUAUUGCUACUAAGAAGACUGAAGAGUUACAAGCUGAUUGUUUUGUGACUGAAUGUCUUCCACAAAGCAAAAAAAAGGUGACAUGCUACCAGUGUAGUCUAUGUAAGUUUCUAUCACCUUCUCUCUUAAUGCUACAAGAACAUAUAAAACAACAUGGGCAGAAAAAUGAAGUGAUAUUAAUGUGCUCAGAAUGUCAUUUUGCUUCUAAAAACCAAGAAGAACUUGAAUCUCACUUCCAAAACUACCACGAGAAUGGUAGUAAAAUGCAGACAAAAGUACAGCAAUGUGUAAAUGUCUCAAGUUCAUUUUUGCAAGGGCCAGUGGAAAGAAGUGUCAAAUCAGGGACUGAUCAGACAGGAAAUGUGGAAUGUAAAGAUAUAACUCAGUCUACUCAUAUACCUGAAAUGGGUAGGAGGAAGUGGUAUACUUACGAGCAGUAUGGCAUGUACCGGUGUUUAAUCUGUCGGUACACCUGUGGUCAGCAACGAAUGUUGAAAACUCACUCUUGGAAGCAUGCAGGUGAAGUUGAUUGUUCCUAUCCUAUCUUUGAGGAAGAAAAUGAAACUGCCAACUUGUCAGAGAUGGUUGUAACUCAUACACCUCACAGCAUGGAUGCAGUUGUUCUUUCUUUGGAAAAUAAUGAACUAGAUAUCCAUGGUGAACCUACUCUUCAACUUCAGAUUUGCAAUUCUGAGCAACUGUCAUGUAAAUCACCAGUAGGAACAAAUGUAAAAGAAGAGAUGAUAAAUCAGUCUGUAGUGCAUUCUCCUACUACAGAGGUUUUAGAGGAGACUGUAUCAGAUACAGAACAGGAUAAUUUGGUAACUGAUAGCCUACUUUCAUCAGCACAGAAAAUCAUUAAUUGUAGUCCAAAUACAAAGGGUCAUGUUAACGUAAUAGUCGAACGUUUGCCAGGUGCUGAAGAAAGUGUCUUGCAAAAGCCUUUCUUGAUAAACACUGACAUUGAAACAGAAAAAAAAAUAAUCUCAGAAGCAUCCCGUGUUACCGGUGAAGAACCUGAUGAAGUUUAUCAUUCAGAUGAAAUCCAAGAAGUAAUAAUAGGAUGGAAUAAUACCGAGAAGAAAGAGAAUGAAUUAAGCCCUAUUAGAAAUGUAGCAACUGAUGAAAAUGCACCUCCUGUACGAAGAAGGACAAAUUCUGAGUCUUUACGACUACACUCAUUAGCUGCAGAAGCUCUUGUUACAAUGCCUAUCAGAGCUGCAGAACUAACAAGGUCUAGCUUUAGGACUUUGACUGGGGAAGACACUGUGGUUGCAGAUACGGGGCAGGGAGAGGCUAAUGGCCUGUGCAUGGCUCAUUCUAAAUUGGUAUCCUCGCAUAAGAAUCCUUCAGAGGAGUUUAGUGGCUUAAACCAAAAUGAAUGUGCAAUAGUUGAGAUACAGAAUGAAAGGCCAGAGUUAUCAGAAACACCAAUUAAAAUGGGCAUUAGUAUGUCACUACUCACUGUCAUUGAAAAACUGAAGGAGAGGACAGAUCAAAAUGCUUCUGAUGAUGACAUUCUGAAAGAAUUACAAGACAAUGCACAAUGCCAAAAUGCAAAUGAUGCAAAUAUUCCAGGAAGUAACCUAGUAGAAUAUAUACCCAGUGCAGAUCGGCCCUACCGCUGUCGCCUCUGCCAUUACAGCAGUGGUAAUAAGGGCUACAUAAAACAACACUUAAGAGUUCAUCGUCAGAGGCAGCCCUAUCAGUGUCCUAUCUGUGAACACAUUGCUGACAAUAGUAAGGAUUUAGAGAGCCACAUGAUCAACCAUUGCAAAACAAGAAUGUAUCAGUGCAAACAAUGCAAAGAAUCCUUUCAUUAUAAGAGCCAACUGCGAAAUCAUGAGAGAGAACAACACAGUCUUCCAGAUAUCUUUUCAACAGCCACAUCUAACAAACUAACUGUUUCAAAUGACAUAGAUGAAAGAGAAGGAAAUAAGUCUUCACUUCAGAAACUGUACAGAUGUGAUGUAUGUGACUACACAAGUACAACUUAUGUUGGUGUACGAAAUCACAGACGAAUUCAUAACUCUGAUAAGCCCUAUAGAUGUCGAGUAUGUGACUUCGCCACCACAAAUAUGAAUAGUUUGAAAUGUCAUAUGAGGCGCCACCCCCAGGAGCAUCAGGCAGUGCAGCUAAUGGAACAGUACAAAUGUUCUCUCUGUGGAUAUGUAUGUAGCCAUCCUCCAUCCCUGAAGUCUCACAUGUGGAAACAUGCAAGUGACCAAAACUAUAACUAUGAACAAGUGAACAAGGCUAUUAAUGAUGCAAUUUUGCAAAGUAGCAGGUUUCAAGGACAGCUUCCUGACAAAACCUUGUUGGAAGGCACAGAUGAAAGUACAGUACCUAUACUAGGAAGUUCAGACAACCUGGUGUCUUUUACAGAGUCCAUUAACCAGACUAAUAAUGAAAUGUCAGGUUCUGAUGAAAAUGAAAAACUUAACUUGAUGAAUACCUCAGGUGGUUUAGAAAAGAACUCCACUCUACCCCAUCUUGGCACAGAAUACUGUGUUCUUCUCUUCUGCUGCUGCAUUUGUGGUUUUGAGUCUACCAACAAAGAAAAUUUGCUGGAUCAUAUGAAAGAACAUGAGGGUGAAAUCAUAAACAUCAUCCUAAAUAAGGACAACAGCACAAAUCAGAGCACAAACUAGGUGAAGCAUUAAGUUGAAGAGGGGGUUUCCUAAAGUGAUAUUUUCUAUCUUCACUAAUUUUGCCUGAGAAACUUGGUAAAGAGAAGAAUUGCAAGCAAAACUUGCCGAUUUCCCAUUCUAAGUCCUUGUUUCAGUAAGAAUUCAAAUUUUUAACUAGGGACCGAUUAAUCAUUUUAGAGAUAAAUAUCAGGAGUAGGGAAUAGAAUGAUCCAUUUUAACCUGUUAUUUCUCUGUAUGGUGCCAAGAACAUGGGAUUGUUUUUCUUCUUUCCUUUUACUGUCUGGUACUAGUCAGUAAUAAUGACUUAGUACAGUAUAUUAAAACCUAAAGGCAUGAAAGCUUUGUUGCUUCCCAAAUAGUUACGCAAAAACAUUUUUACCCUCUUUUUUGAAGAUGGCAACUUACCAAAUACAAAUUUUACAACAGGAUUUCAUCAAACUCAGCCUGAAUUCUGGAAGGUAGAAAGAGGGGAGAUAAGGGCAUGUUUGUGCUUGCAUGUGUAUUCCCAAUCUGUUGUAUGUGUAUUCCCAAUCUGUUUUUAAGACCUUACAAACUCCAGGUUGUCUUUCAAAAAAGAGUGGUAUCCUAUCUGUUGAUUUGAAGCACCAGGAACUGAGUAAACUAGAAGCAUUUUGCUAAUAACUGUCUCUAAUUGGAUCCUAACUAUAAGCUGGUAUCUUUUAAUUGAUGGUAUGUAAAAGAUUCUUCAUAAUAAUGGCCUGCUGUUUCUUAAAGGCUUUCUUAACACAUUCAGCAGAACUAUUUAAGAAAAAUAAAUAAAUAAUAAUUAAAAACAAAUUUAAACUAAACCUGCAAAACAAAUCACCUCAUAUGUCACUAUCAACUUGUGGUGAUUGCAGUACCUAGGAGCACCAUUUUUUAUGAGAACAAGGCACUAACAUUAAUUGCCACAAAGAUAUUUUUAAAUCUAUAUAGAUUCCUAAGGAUGCAGAUAAGGAAGGAAAGGGAUUUUGAGGAAUGUCUACAUGUUCUGGAGUUCCUUGAAAGUUGCACCGGCUGUCUAAAUAAUCCCAUUUGUGUGGCAGGGUUUAAUUGUAGAUAUAAUUCACAGAAGGAUAAAGUAAUCAUAGCAAUGUUCCUAUAGAAAGUUAUAUUUCAAAAAAUAAAAUAUGGAAACCAUAUUUUAAGCAAAAUCAUCAAAAACAGUCACUUGUAGAAUAAAUUUUACUAGUGUAUAUAAUACAGGCUCAUAAGGGGAAUUAGGGAUUACUUUGUUUUCUAAAAAACAUAUAGAAAUCUCUCCCUUGUAAAGCACCGUAAAACUACAGUGCUUUGUUUUUGUGUGUUAACAGCAGUUUGCAAAAGAGAACAUUCAUCAACAUCUCAGUUGGAAAUAUAUACAGGCUAAUUACCUUGCAACUUUGUUAAGGUCAUUCAUAAAGUUGGCUACUUAAAAUUAUUUGAAAUACAGGUUUCAAUCUAGAGAAGCAGUAGCACUUCUAAAAGAAACCCUGUUGUAACCUGAUUUAAGCUUUCUAGUGUGUCUGUUUAUUUCUGCUUUUAAAGAAUGGCAGUUGCACGGAUGCAUACCUUGUUCCUGACAUGGGAAUGCAGUUACCUGAUUUUUUAGAAGCUCAUUUCUUAAAAAAUGACUUACUCUUAGAAAAACAGUGUUUUACAUUUAUUUCAUAUUUAUACAUUUCUGCUAGCAGAAAUGAGCUAGAACAGUAAGUCUAAGAAGGUGGUAUGUGUAGCAUACAGUCUGUUGUGCAUUGCUGACUGUAAGUGGCAAACAAGUCAGGUUACUACUUUAUGAAGCAGCACAAAAUCUAAAUGCCAGUGUAAAAGGCACUACAUUCCACGUACAUUCAGCAAUUUUUGUUGUUAAGUGGUUUCCUUAACUUGUUCAAGUUAAAUAUCUGUAGUUUUUUUAUAUAUAAAAUUGGUAUCAGAAAGUACACAUUUUACUUUAAAAUUGAUAUAAUGUCAAAGCAUUUGUGUCAUAUUUGAGAUAUUUUAAAUACAGAUUUGUAAUAUUUUCAGUUAAAAGUUAUUUUUAAUAUUUCUACAGAUAGAUUUUUCAUUUGAUGAACAAGAUUUAUUCACAUCUCAAAAUCAGUUAGAGAUAGUAAACUUCUAAUGGGAUAUUCAUACUGUCUUAUUGACACCAGUAUUUUAUCUAUAGAUACAGAAUUCAAUAUAGAAUUCAUGCAAAAGUAGUAAACUAUUUGCAGUAUAUCUGAUCUUCUUCAUUCAGAGAUCCUAUUUGUUGAAAAAUUAAAGGUAGGAAGAGAUCCAAGGUAAUGUUAAACUACCAGCCAGCAUUCACAGAAACAGUAUUUUGCCACUUUCCUUAUUUUUGCAUAAAGGGAUAAUUAUUUUAACAUUGUUCUGCUAGUGAAAGAAAAAAAGGUGAAAAACUUGCAUUCAUAAGCUAAAAAGAAGAUGGCAGCAAACCAAGACUUAAAAAGCAAGUAGCUUUCAAUCAAAGUUAAGAAUUCUGGUGUACAUGUUUGCAAUAUUCAAUAUAAUGCACCGAGACUGACUGUAAUGGGAUUCCUAAGCAGGAUGUAUCUAUUUACAUUUGCUCUUUGCCAUCUCGUUGCUUUUUUCUGCUUUGACCAUGUGUUACCAUAAAAUAGUAUAAAGUUAGUUGCCUCUAAAAACUGUUAUCAGUCCUAUCAAAUGCCAACAAAUAAUUCUUUCCCAUAUGCACAGAGGUAUAUUUAACUGUCUCCCUGCUGCUUGCCAUUAGUUACCCACUCACAGUUCUCAUGGCCUUUAUCAGAAGUUCUGCAUGUGAAGUAAUUAUAGGCUUAGUUUCUGAAAGUAAAGUAUUUCUCAGGUUAUCUGCUUUAGAAAGUGUAUGGUUGGCUUGGUUGCAUGUUAUGUAAGGGUUUUUCAAGCACAUUUCAAAGUCACCAACUCUGCAGUCUCCCCCUUUCAUAUUUUCAGAUCUUCUGUCACAGCACUAUGAGCUGAUCAGCUAUUUCACUUGCUGUUUGUUUUAUUAAGAGUUUGAUCCGUUAUAUGAACUGUAACUUGCAGCUUUGAUUUUAAAGGCCUAUACUUCUAUUAAAGAGAAAACUUCCUUUAUACUAGACAAUACAGAUAAAUAGGUGCGUAUUUCAUCUUUCUGAUUUAUGCUUGGAGUGGGAUUCAGUCAGUUAUUGUAUUUUCCUCUUUCAGAAGCACUUAUUUAAUCAUUUUAAAAAAUGUACGGUUGGUGCUGAAAGUAACGUUUGUUAAGAUAUAUUUAAUAGAAAUUUACAUUUGCAUUUGAUAUUCAUGGACAUGGGUACAUGUAUUUUUUUAAGAAAAGGUAUUGUAACACUAUGGCACUACUUUUAUAGCCAAAGUACAAAAAAUUUAGAAAACUGACAUGUAAAGACUGCAGUUAAUUCUGAUACUGUAUCUUAUUAAAUAGGAUGACUUCCAUUUUAUAAAAUUACCCAGCACAUUAAGCUGCAUGCCUUAAGCUCUCUCUAGGAUUGUGUUCCUGAUAGAUGACUGUUCGGAACUAUGAAGCAAAGUCUGUAGUACUACUUUAACUACCUUCUGAAAUACUGUACAAUGUUAGAAUAAUUUAUUUUGCUUUACAGGAGUUUGUCACGUAUUGACUUUAAUAAUGUAUUUUGGUAAUAAACUUUUUUUGUUAAACA
Anas platyrhynchos (mallard) is the source of this 7407-nucleotide messenger RNA. It is a transcript of the gene ZNF507, whose product is annotated as zinc finger protein 507. Gene Ontology annotation, cellular component: nucleus. The record is from RefSeq and is a predicted model, not a curated record. Gene Ontology annotation, biological process: positive regulation of transcription by RNA polymerase II. Lineage: Eukaryota; Metazoa; Chordata; Aves; Anseriformes; Anatidae.